CCACCCUCUUGAGCCUCACACAUUCAAAAUAAUCAGUUGAGAGAGGUCUGACCACACAGACAUACAUCCUGUACAAACAGCAGUGUGAGCAUGUUGGUUGUUGAUGUCUUCUUCUGCGGGGCAUUGAUGCUCUGCUGGACCCGGCUCUGUGUAGCCCUGCAGGUCUCACAUGGAAGGCAGCUGAUCCCGGCCCAUGACCCCACAAUGACAGGAAAUACACUGAAGUCCAGCCACACAAUGGACUCCACAGAGACUGGAGAUAGUUCAGAGACAAAGACAUCAUCGGCCUCCACAGUUUCUCAUCUUGUCCCUCACAACGCACCAUGCUUUCUGGAUGACAUAUUCGCAGUGAUGAGUGAAGGUUUGGGGGAUGACGGCGAACUGACGAACAGCAGUUUGACUUUGUUUGGAAUCUGUACGGCAUCUGAUAAUUCGUCAAGAUCAGUGUUAUUGGAGCUUGCUAGGAAAACAAGCAGAAAUCAGAGAAAUGGACUGGAGGUUUUGCAUCCAACUGGAGUGUUGUUGGUUGAGGAAGAAGAGACAGGAUCACUUGCAUUAACCUUUGACCUCCCACAAUCCCCUUUGCUCGAGCUGAACCCUGUGUUGCUCUUGGCAUUUGAAAGUCCUCUCACAGGAGGAGACCUGGACGAGAUCAUUUUCACUAGUCAGUCUCUACAGCCAAACACGCAGGCUGUGUGCAUUUCAGGAGGAACACAGUAUAUACUGCUGACAGGAGAAGCAUCAGAAGGCCACGUUCACCAGAGGUGGAGGAUUUCUGUUGAGACAAAAUCCCCCGAUAUGAAGGAAAGUCUAAAAGAGCUCCUUGUUGGUGGAAAAUCAGGAAGUUACAUCAGCCCGACUUUGUUUCUGCUUUUUUCCACGGAAAGAGGAACUGAUACCAGAUAUACAAAAGUUCCACACUCAUCCCAGACUUUCUCCUUCCUCUGUGAGCUGAAGAGGUUCCUGGGUGAUGUCCUGCCUCAGGACCACCCAGAGUCCCCUCCACUAAAGCUGGACAUCUUACAGUCCCUGCCUCCCCUGACACUGGGCUUAUCCUCCAGUGUGAACCUGCUGGCAGGACUGAUCAACUCCUCUGCCUCCACCAUCUUCUAUUUCACUAGCUCCAUGUCUCACAUGCACCAUGGAGAACUGGCCCUGCCUCCUGCCCUGUCAGAGGAGCUCAGGUGGAGGCUGGAGCAGAUUGUGGUGCAGAUUAUGGAGGUAAUCAGGGAGGAGGACGUGGGUCAUAGGGGCAUGAAGAGGCUGGAGAGGCUCAAAGAACUCAGUGCAUUUCCGAAGGUGGACUUGGCAGCAGGAGAAAGCCAGUAUCGAGCAUUUCUUCUGCUGAAGGCCCUACAGACGGUGGGUGGCGCAUACGAGAUACAAAGAAGACUGCGGGCCACUAGAGCAGAUCCCGACAGCCCGGUGAGGGGCAGCAACUGUGGGCUGAUCGACCUCACUGUGUCUCUUGAAAAGCAUCUUGUCGGCCCAAACACUGCCAAUAUCAACAACUGCCAUGGCCCUUGUAAUUUCCCCUUGAAUAAUACCAACAAUCAUGCUAUCCUGCUCCAAUCCCACAUUGAGAGUGGGAAUUUGCAGGAGCGUCGUCCGUGCUGUGUGCCUGUGGCCUACGAGCCUCUGUGGGUGGUGAACGUGAACCAACUUGGGACUUACAUCUCACUUAGACCAGAUAUAGUGGCAAAGGAGUGCGAAUGUCGCUAAAGCUGCGUUUGUGAUAAGUUAUUUUGUUUGUUUGGUUAGCUGUCACUCAUUCACCAUGAUAGAUGAAAAGUGUGACUUUAUUGUUACUUUUUUGUCAUUUAUUUAUUCACACAGUAGCCUAUUAAAGGUGUAGUGUGUAGAAUUUAGUUGCAUCUAGCAGAACGGACUUGGCAGAAAUGGAAUAUAAUAUACAUAACUAUGUUCUAAU
Thunnus maccoyii (southern bluefin tuna) is the source of this 1930-nucleotide messenger RNA. It is a transcript of the gene amh, whose product is annotated as anti-Mullerian hormone. Gene Ontology annotation, molecular function: growth factor activity. The record is from RefSeq and is a predicted model, not a curated record. The transcript has 7 exons. Lineage: Eukaryota; Metazoa; Chordata; Actinopteri; Scombriformes; Scombridae. Gene Ontology annotation, biological process: gonad development. Bases 91 to 1722 code for a protein of 543 amino acids.